Messenger RNA from Hymenoscyphus albidus, 1186 nucleotides. NCBI's taxonomy places the organism in Eukaryota, Fungi, Ascomycota, Leotiomycetes, Helotiales, Helotiaceae. The record is from the annotation of a GenBank genome assembly.
AUGAACAAGCCUUCAGUUCGUUCAGUUCAGGCUAUGGUUCUGAUAACCUACUUUCUUAUAAACGACAACCAUGCAUCUGAUGGGUGAGUCAUAGACCCAUGUAUCUCUAAUAUUAAGUACAUACAUAAACUAAGUUAUUACGAACUAGUUGGGCAUUCUCCGGUAUACUAACCAGACAGGCGUAUGCAUUGGGUCUUCACCGUGAUCCUAAUAUUGUCGUUGCAAACGCGACCUCUUGUAAGUAAAAUAGCAUGUCCAAUAUCUCCUACUUCUAUGACUCGUCAUGCUGCAACUUUCUGUCUAUCAAAUCUCUGAUCAGUUCAUCACUGAUCUCCAUCUAGUCGAAAAACAAUCUCGCCUAAAACUAUGGCAAGCCGUCCUCCUCCAAGACACCUUUCUCACAGUUCUCCUCUCCCUCCCACCAUCAGCUACCCACACCGACGUCUCAGUAACAUCCCUCUUUACCGACGACACUUCCUCCACAGACACCGCAUACAUAAAUCUCUCCUGGCGUCUCGCAUACCUAGUCCAACACUCCGUCUCCACCCCACGCCAAAACAAAGCUCCUCCAACAAUUCCACGCAAUCCACAGUUCCUUCCCCCACUCCUUCCUCACCCUCUCUCUCUCACCAAUAACCCCCAACCCGGACAUAAACAUGAGCCCACUCUCUCCACAAAUCCCCCAUCAAGCCACCAGAACCCCGCUCCGAACCCUGCGUCAAACCCUCUUCCUAACCUCUAACUACCACCAUAACAUCAUGCUUCUCCAUUCCUCCUCCAGCUUGCAGGUUGCCAUGGAUAUCCCUGGUGCGCUGGACGCUGCGCACUUCGCCAUCCACGCGUUCUUCAAACUAUGGGAGGUAUUCCGAGCGGAGGCUAAGGUCUGGUGGGUAUUUCAUCAUCGAGCCUUUUUGGAGGCACUGUGUAUUGGGGGUAUUUUGAAGGGGGAUGAUGAGGAUAGUAGGAAUCCGCGGUUAGCGGAGGAUGAUCCGUUUUUUGUUCGGGGGCGGGAGGAUAUUGGUAUGUUGAGUUCCUGAGAUGUGCAUUGAAUGGUUGAGCGGGAGUGAAAGUCAUGCUAAUAGGUUUGAUAGUGAGGAUGAUCGAUAUUAUGCGUCAGAUGUCGGAGGGUGAACAUGGGUCUAAGGUUGCGUUGACGAGGAUCUCGGUUUUGAGUGCGUAUAUAUGA